Branchiostoma floridae (Florida lancelet) is the source of this 4126-nucleotide messenger RNA. Its product is annotated as serine/arginine repetitive matrix protein 1-like. Bases 210 to 3152 code for a protein of 980 amino acids. The record is from RefSeq and is a predicted model, not a curated record. NCBI's taxonomy places the organism in Eukaryota, Metazoa, Chordata, Leptocardii, Amphioxiformes, Branchiostomatidae. The transcript has 18 exons.
GGAUCACCUCCGAUCCCCCACACAGGGACUCUGAAGUCCCUUCCCUUCCUGGAAAUAACUUUAAGAAGGUUUAAGCUGAGUGUGGUCUGACAGGGAGCAUUACACCAUGUAAGCCGCCCCGCACGCUUUACAUGUAAACAGCUGAGUCCUGGUGGCAAGUUCCCUCGUCGCUCGUUAGAGAGAGGUGGCGGCUCGUUUUCGCUCGGAUCAUGCCUCUCAAGUACCUGAGGAAACGGGGACUUGUCUUGAAGAAGUGGACCUUCAGGCACUUUGGACGUCUUAAGAGAAAGAAGCGUUCCUCCAGCCCCUCCAGUAACGAGUCAUCCCCGAGCCAGCGGAGGAAACAGGAGGACGACCAGGGCACCGUGGCCGCUGACGAUGAGUUUGACUUCCCCAAUAUUGAGGCUCACAAGUUGGACACCAGUGUUGCACGAGGCAAGGCGGAACUGAGCAAGAGAAGAUCGACAAAGCCUCGCCGCAAACCCACCCGCCAGCGGAGCACCAGCGGCAACGAGGACAGCAACGACUUUGGCUUCUCCAUCGCACCUGAGGCUAAAGAGAACAGGCAACCUGCCAUCUCUAACGAGCUGAAUGGCAGUGUGGACAGUCUGGACAGGGACGAUGUCUUCAACCAGAACACGGUCGCGGCAUCCGUGUCGCCCAACCGCCAGCCGUCCGCGGCGUCUGCGGCCUUGGGUGAGAGACUGCCGUCCCCCGACUGGGUCACCGUGUCAUUCGCCCAGGGACAGGAGCCUCAGAUGUCCCCCACCAAGCCUCUGACAGAACCCUCUCCUAAGGCAUCGCCCAAUCGCAGCCCCCGUAGCUCCCCCAUUCCUGCAAAAGAGGUUUCCAAAGAAGACCAACCUCAGUCUUCUCCUGCCUGGACCAAAAUCAUACACAGUUCCAGCCAGGACUCUAAAGGUUCAUUGGUUAAGCAACAGUCUAUGCCAGAGCCAGCCGGUGACCCGUUGUCCCCCGAGUGGACCACCAUCACCCACAGACAAAGUGUGCAGGAGAGACACACGAUCAGCAGCAAAGUCAAAGGCUUUGCCCUGCCAGGUCUGACAUCAGGGGGCUCCAGUCGCAGCGGUUCCAACAAGCCGUCCCCCGCCAGCCCCGAGCACUUCCUGCAGUCCCCCACCGCGGGGUCACCCCAGGCCAGACCCGCCGCCUCACCCACCAAGACAGGUGUGCUCAUACCUGGACUAGAGGAACUGGAGUCAAGCCCUGUCAAGCUGAAGCAUACUCCAACUAAAGAGAAGUAUCCCUCCCCACCUGAAGAAGCCACUGUACCAUCCUGGGCUAAGGACACACAGCUGAAAAAGGUGAGAACACCUGAGGAGAUGUCCCCACCUGAGGAACCAGAAGAGAAGGAGGGGCCGUGGACGAAACAGGCUCAGCUCAAGAAGGUGGAGAGCCCUCCCUCCAAGGAAGAUGAUGAAGAAAUGGCCAAGGAAAACGAACCACCCGAGCAAGACUGGCGAGCUCGACUGAAGAAGUCCUUCAAGUCUGGUGGCAAGGACACGAAGAAGGAGAAAACACAGGAGAAAGCCGCCCCAGACUGGGCAAAGAAGGCGGAAGAGAAAACCAAGAGGAUGCAGACGAUGGUGGAAUCCAGCGCCGAACGAGAAAAAUCCGCAGAAAGAGCUGCUCCCGACUGGGCAAAACAGGCAGAAGAGAAAACAAAACGGGUCCAAACGAUCACCGAGCUUAGCAAGGAGAAGGAGGUAGAGCGGGCUGCGCCAGACUGGGCAAAACAGGCGGAAGAGAAGACCAAGAGGGUUCUAGACAUCGCUGAGAGCUCCAGAGACAAGCAGCCGGAUCAGAGCACGCCUGAGUGGGCCAACAGAGCCAAGCACAUGACGGCCAGAGUCAAGAGUAACAAGGUGCUGGUUGAACUGGAGACGAAGAAGGAGAACAGUAAUGUGGAGACGAACCUGCCGCCGCUGAAACAGCUGGCAAGAACGCCAGAGUCGAACGGAGAGUUCGACGCGAGAAACGGAGACAAGACAGGGUCGUGGUUCUCGGAAACGAAGCUAAAGAAGACAAGGCCAGGAAGCGGGAGCGGAGGCGGCACCACCGAGUCGGCGAAAAGCCCCUCGUGGAUCGAACAGUCGAGGAAGAAGUCGCAACGCUGCAAUGCCCUGAUUGAAACGGCAGACCCAGAGAAGCGCCUGGAGAGGAAGCUGUCUGGAUCGGCUGAUGAGGAGCCAAAAGCGCCGUUUGUAAGAGAGGUUUCUCUGAGAAGCAGAAAAAAUUCAGACAAGAGCGGCGGAGACAUCUCUCCGGGGGAACUGGCGCAGAUACCGGAUUGGAAGGUGCAGCUCCAGAAACGUAAGAAGGAACAGGGGGCCGCAGAGGAAAAUCAGAGUCGGACCCCCACCACCAUUCCCCCCGAUCUCCAGUCAAACAUAGAGAAACAAUAUCAGGUUUCGAAAUCGGCCGAAAACCUUUUAGACGUCGAGAGAGCAUUUAUAGACCCUCCCAGAUGUUCUGAAACGAAACCUUCUGUGGAAAGUGAAAAAACAGACUCCUGCACAAAAGAGAAAGUGACUAGAGUAAAAAGUUGUCCUGAGAAUGACCCAGAAAAGGAAAUUCAUCCCGUCAAGAAGUUAUUCAAACAGUUCAGCGCCCAUUUCUUUACCGCCAAGGCUCCAGAGGUCAGAGGUGACCCGGGCACUAAGUCUCACCUGGAUGAGCUGAAGGGGAGAGACUCGCAGGUUUCCGCCCAGCCUGUGGAGGAACCUGUCUGGAAGAAGGAGAUCAGGAGACGGAAGAGCCAAGUGCGGCACGAGGGCUACACCGAGCCUUCUGAGCCGUCAGCCACCUCCCCUCCCACCCUUCCUCCUGGAAAUGUUCCAAUGCCCCCAAAGUCUAAGGAAGCAGAGGAGCCCCCACCCGAGCCUGCGUGGAAGCGUGAGCUGUCCCGCCGCAGACGGGAGGGACGGUACCAGACCCAGAUCAUCACCAGCGACAGCAAGGACUCGCCCGACAGCCCCGCCAACUGGCUUCAGAAACUUCGCUCCAGGCCCCAGUCCGCCGCACCAAGUGUUGACCUGACAACAAGCAUGCAGGCAGAGCCAGUCUGGAAACAAGAGGCGGAGCGCAAGAGAAACAGGUUCCAAACUGCGCUGGCCGAGAACCUCAGCUAACAUCGGGGAGACCACGCCUGCCCUGUCAGCCACCGACCUGCAACAUUCCCAUAUAUGGACUUAUGGUUGCUUCACACAAGCCAUAUACAUGUGUCAAGGUACUUAUUAUAAGUAAAAAUGCCUGGCAAAAUACGCUACGUACGUACUGUCACCAAAUUUGAAAUCUGUUUUCGAACUUGAAAUAACUAUAUUUGAAUGUAGUCCUAUCAAAUUGAAAGCUUUUCAUGGGAAGAACAGUAUCUAUUAAUCUUUCUUGGUACUAGCUAUACACACAGGAGCAGAAGUAUAAACAGUAUGAUAUAUGAACGUUAUGUCCUAGUAUUUAACAAACUGGACAUUCUUUAAAUGUCUGGAUUCUAAUGUACAUGUAUGCACUGUAACCAGGACAAUGCUGGUGAGAAACGUUGCAAGUGGGAAGGUUACUUGUUAGGGACAGAGUAUGGGGAACACUGUUGGGCCCUGUGGGUAGUUUUCUUUUUUAAAUGUCAUUCUUUAUUGUUCCAAAGUUCAUUCUUCAUUGUUUGAAAGAGAAAGACAAUACAAAGGACACGCAUGGCAUAAAAAAGCAAUGUGACAAUAUUUGACAAUAAAUAGAAACAAUUUAUUAAAUGAAGACAUUUCCAUAUAAAAAAUAACUGACUGGCUGUCCCCAUUCUCAAACAUAGUUUUGCCUGUUUUUCUAGAAAUAAUACUUUCUGAGUGUGAAAUAAAAACUUAAGAACUUACACUUUUUGAAGAUGGUUUACUGAAAAGAAACAAGAAAAUGAACUACUUAACGAUUGGCUCAGUAUCUUGAGCUGUAUUUUCGAAAAUUUACCUGUUUCACCAUAAUUUAAAAGAAAUGCCAACAAAUGUCUUCACACAUAGCACAAACAAGUCCGUCCUGGUUCGAUUCCCAAAAAGUUACCAAAAUCCGUUCAACAAGUUUGAGUGUAGCCUAAGGUUUCUUUUCUAUCCAUGAUAUGUGUUUGGGU